AGAGGGCGGCAAUCUGCUCCCGCGCCCGCCGCGCGCACUCCCGACGCUUUCCUCAUGGGGCGCGCUACCUCCACUCGAUAGUACCUACAAAACAAAUAAUACAUUUUUAUGUAUAUCACAAAUCAGUGAUUGGGACCAAGUGAUAUAGUGAUACGAACUGACGGCAACGUAGUAAUUCCACCAUGGAGGACGCACACUCGAAAUCCGUGGAUGAAGUCUUAGGGUACUUUGGUACAGACCCAGACAAAGGCCUUAGUCCAGACCAAGUUAAAAGGAACCAAGACAAAUAUGGGCCAAAUGAACUGCCAACGGAGGAGGGCAAAAGUAUAUGGCAGUUAGUCCUGGAACAAUUCGAUGACCUCUUAGUCAAGAUUUUGCUGUUAGCCGCUAUUAUUUCGUUCGUUUUAGCUUUAUUUGAAGAACACGAAGACGCUUUCUCCGCCUUCGUCGAGCCUUUCGUUAUUUUACUUAUUCUUAUCGCUAACGCUGUAGUAGGAGUAUGGCAGGAAAGAAAUGCCGAAUCCGCCAUCGAAGCUUUAAAAGAAUACGAACCCGAAAUGGGUAAAGUAAUCAGAGGCGACAAAUCCGGUGUACAGAAAGUUCGUGCUAAGGAAAUCGUACCCGGUGAUGUCGUUGAGGUGUCAGUCGGUGACAAAAUCCCCGCUGACAUCCGUCUUAUUAAGAUUUACUCGACCACCAUUCGUAUUGAUCAGUCCAUCUUGACUGGAGAGUCCGUCUCCGUUAUCAAACACACCGAUGCCAUUCCUGACCCCCGCGCCGUCAACCAGGACAAAAAGAACAUCCUGUUCUCCGGUACCAACGUCGCCGCCGGCAAGGCCCGCGGUAUUGUCAUCGGAACUGGUCUCAACACUGCCAUUGGUAAAAUCCGUACUGAAAUGUCCGAAACUGAAGAGAUCAAGACACCUCUGCAGCAAAAACUGGACGAAUUCGGUGAGCAGCUGUCUAAGGUCAUCUCAGUUAUCUGUGUUGCCGUAUGGGCCAUCAACAUCGGACACUUCAACGACCCCGCCCACGGUGGAAGCUGGAUCAAGGGUGCCGUCUACUACUUCAAAAUCGCCGUCGCUCUGGCUGUCGCCGCUAUCCCUGAAGGUCUGCCCGCUGUCAUCACCACUUGUCUCGCUCUCGGAACCAGGCGUAUGGCUAAGAAGAACGCUAUCGUGAGGUCGCUGCCCUCUGUGGAGACCCUCGGUUGCACAUCUGUCAUUUGCUCAGACAAGACCGGAACACUCACCACCAACCAGAUGUCCGUUUCUCGCAUGUUCAUCUUUGAGAAGAUUGAGGGUGGCGACAGCAGCUUCCUUGAAUUCGAAAUCACUGGCUCCACCUAUGAGCCAAUUGGUGACGUUUACCUGAAGGGCCAGAAAAUUAAGGCCGCUGAAUUCGACACUCUUCACGAACUUGGUACCAUUUGCGUUAUGUGCAAUGACUCCGCUAUUGACUUCAACGAAUUCAAACAGGCUUUCGAGAAGGUCGGUGAAGCCACUGAAACCGCUCUUAUUGUACUCGCUGAAAAAAUGAACCCCUUCAAUGUUCCCAAAACUGGACUUGACCGCCGCUCCUGUGCUAUUGUUGUGCGCCAAGAGAUUGAGACCAAAUGGAAGAAAGAAUUCACUCUUGAGUUCUCCCGUGACAGGAAAUCCAUGUCCAGUUACUGCACUCCCCUCAAGCCUUCCCGCCUUGGAAACGGUCCCAAGCUCUUCGUCAAGGGUGCACCCGAAGGUGUGCUUGAGCGUUGUACCCACGCCCGUGUCGGCACUAGCAAGGUACCUCUGAACUCUACCCUCAAGAACCGCAUCCUGGAUCUCACUCGCCAGUACGGUACCGGCCGUGACACCCUUCGUUGCUUGGCUCUGGCCACCGCUGACUCUCCUCUGAAACCCGAAGAAAUGGACCUUGGUGACUCCACCAAAUUCUACACGUAUGAAGUCAACCUUACUUUCGUUGGUGUCGUCGGAAUGUUGGACCCUCCUCGUAAAGAAGUAUUCGACUCCAUCGUCCGUUGCCGCGCUGCUGGUAUCCGUGUUAUUGUCAUCACUGGUGACAACAAGGCCACCGCUGAGGCUAUCUGCAGACGUAUUGGUGUGUUCACUGAGGAUGAGGACACCACCGGCAAGUCUUACUCCGGUCGUGAGUUCGACGACCUUCCCGUGUCCGAGCAGCGUGCCGCCUGUGCCAAAGCCCGCCUGUUCUCCCGUGUGGAACCCGCCCACAAGUCCAAGAUUGUUGAAUUCCUGCAGAGCAUGAACGAAAUCUCCGCUAUGACUGGUGACGGUGUGAACGACGCCCCCGCCCUGAAGAAGGCCGAAAUCGGUAUUGCUAUGGGAUCUGGUACCGCUGUCGCUAAGUCUGCCGCCGAGAUGGUGUUGGCUGACGACAACUUCUCAUCCAUCGUCGCCGCUGUUGAGGAAGGUCGUGCUAUCUACAACAACAUGAAGCAGUUCAUCCGCUACCUUAUCUCUUCCAACAUUGGUGAAGUCGUUUCCAUCUUCUUGACCGCCGCUCUGGGUCUCCCCGAAGCCCUGAUCCCCGUCCAGCUGUUGUGGGUCAACUUGGUCACUGACGGUCUGCCCGCUACCGCCCUCGGUUUCAACCCGCCCGAUCUUGACAUCAUGGACAAGCCUCCCCGUAAGGCUGAUGAGGGUCUGAUCUCUGGAUGGCUGUUCUUCAGGUACAUGGCUAUCGGUGGAUACGUCGGUGCCGCUACCGUUGGAGCCGCUUCCUGGUGGUUCAUGUACUCUCCUUACGGACCCCAGAUGACCUACUGGCAGCUUACCCACCACUUGCAGUGCCUCAGCGGAGGUGAUGAGUUCAAGGGCAUCGAUUGCAAGAUCUUCACUGACCCUCACCCUAUGACCAUGGCUCUGUCUGUAUUAGUAACAAUUGAAAUGUUGAACGCCAUGAACAGUUUGUCUGAGAACCAGUCGCUGAUCACCAUGCCACCGUGGUCAAACAUGUGGCUCGUCGGCUCCAUGGCUCUCUCCUUCACCCUCCACUUCGUCAUCCUGUACGUCGAGGUUCUGUCUGCCGUGUUCCAAGUGACCCCGCUGUCGAUUGACGAGUGGGUGACGGUGAUGAAGUUCUCGGUGCCCGUCGUGCUCCUCGACGAGGUGCUGAAGUUCGUCGCGCGCAAGAUCUCCGACGGUGAGAAGCGUUCGCAGCUGAUACACUGGCUCGACGGCAUGCAAUGGAUUGUGCUCAUGUGGGCCGUGUUCUUUGGCCUCAUCAUCUACGGCCCCCUAUAAGCCGCCGUGUGCCGUGCCACCACCCCGUUUGAUUCACAUCUAAUACCCUCCUAUAGAUUUCUGCGCCACCCACCUAUUCUAUUCAUGUUGCAGUUUAAAUUUUCUAUUCUUGUGUGUGAAUCGUUUAGUUAUUUCAAGUGUGGGUAGCGCACGGAAUUUGACUGUGGAAACCGAUAGACUAUGAGCUGCGCUCACCACAGUAUCAGUCAUCUAACAGUUUGGAAUGCUAAUUCUGGCGCACCUGGUGUGUGAAGUGAUCCCUAGUGCACGCGCCCGCCGCGGUGACGGACGAGGCCUGCGGGUAGUGAUCUGACGGACGAACAAGUGAACUGUACCGGACUCACUGACUGCUGCGGUGCUACCGGCCGCACGGGCCGGCCUUGUACCGGACCUGGCUACCAUAAGUGUUGUAGUUGUCUGUACUGCUUAGGAGUAGAUCUAUCAGAGCCGAGGCGGCGCAAUGCCCCUCGCUCUAGUGAUUAUGCAUUUUAUAUGUGCGAGACAAUAAAUUAUUCGGAGCUCAUUUUUUACAAAUUCGUGAGUUCAACUAAUAUUUUUCUUCUUUUUACUGAGUACAUAUACAUAAUAUUAUACACUUAUUUGAUGUGAAGUGGCUGUGAAGACCUUCAUUAUGAAUGCUAACUAAUGAGACACCAAAAAUUGGUUUUAUUGAGAAGUAUUUAUAAGUUAGAUUAAUUGCAUUUGAUACUUUUUGUAUACUGUAGCAUGGGAAGCUCCGCAUUCAAAUAUUAAUAGUGAACUCGCACAUAGCUCAGUACCUUGUCCUUAUGGACUGCAGACAUGUUAUAAAGCAUACUAUAAAUUAAUAGUAAUGUGCAUUGUUAGCUUAGUGUAAUUUAUCGUAAGUGUAUUAUUAGGGACGUGGUUACAAUUCUCUCAGCAUAGGUAGUACUAUUAUCAAAAGAAUGUCUUUCUCUGUCCUUUCACUGUGGUCGCUUCUUAACAUUCCUUUUUUGCAUUUCUUUUUCUUUUUAUCAAACCCUGUUUGGUAUGAGGAAGCGCUCUUAUUAAUCUAAGCUAAUAUUAACAAGUGAAUGUGUCCUUAGGCUGAACUAACCUCAUGCCUUAGAGUGCACUCCGACGCAAUACAUCGGACUGCAGGCUCGCUGCAUAACUCUGCUGCUAAAUAACAACUUCGCGUCUAUCUGUACCUAUAAGAGGUGCGACUAUGCUACCAGCUUGCAGUCUCGAUGCGUUCGUCUUCACUCUUGUAGCACCAGUAAUCAUUAUUUACAAUUAUUUCUGGUGCUCUAAGAAACCUCCAUACUACAUCGAAAAUAUCAUGUCAAGCCUUGUUUCAAUAUAAUUUUGUAAUUAACAAUUUUGUGUACUGUGUAAAAUGUCUAUUUAUUACGUUGUUUACUACAAAAUAAUUUAUUGAAAUAAAGCAAUAUAUUCUAUGUAUGUACGAUCUUAAAUCUGUUAUAGAGUCCAUGUACGGUUAUGGUACAUUCAUUUAUCUAUACUUACUAAUUGAUGUAAUUUUAGUUUAUCUAUCAAAUGUUUGACCAUCGCGACAUAAUAUUACUUGUAAGUUUAUAAAAACAUAUUCCAAAUUUGUUCAGUUACUUAGCGUGGUACAAGGUUAGUACGUACAUAAUGUUUUUUUUUUAUAUAUAUUAAAAUAAAGAAAUGCAUGUCAACAUUGCAUGGUUUAUGAAUUUUUGGAAGAGUGCAGUUUUUUUAUAUGAUGCAUUAACAAAUAUUAUUGUACUAUAAAUUAUUUAUGUGUAUUCCCGUUACAAACAAGACUCAAUUGAAAGGACUACAACCGUUAGAAGUAUGUAUUUAUUUUAUGUGUUUUUUCUACAUGCAACACCCAUAUUUCCAGUGUUAAUUUAAAGAACCUUAUUUAUUCAAUUUUAAACCUCCAAUCCAAAUAAUAUUUUGAAACUACCUAUUGCCUUUAAUUACAGACCAAAAUACCCAGUCUGUAUUUGAAUUCAAUAUCCCACAUUUACCCACUGCACAAUUAAAGGCAUGCUCAAAAACCUUUGUUGUGAAUGUCCCCCAAACUCCAGGAACUUUUUGCGUUUAUCAGAAUAACUUAUUGAAAUGUACAGUCGUUUAUACAUUUUACAUAUUAAAAUAGUCAACAAUA
Molecule: messenger RNA, 5385 nt
Organism: Trichoplusia ni (cabbage looper)
Lineage: Eukaryota; Metazoa; Arthropoda; Insecta; Lepidoptera; Noctuidae
Gene: SERCA
Product: calcium-transporting ATPase sarcoplasmic/endoplasmic reticulum type
Exons: 11
Coding region: 183-3263 (1026 amino acids)
Biological process (GO): intracellular calcium ion homeostasis; calcium ion transmembrane transport
Cellular component (GO): membrane
Molecular function (GO): ATP hydrolysis activity; ATP binding; P-type calcium transporter activity
Source: RefSeq, a predicted model, not a curated record